AGCCAUGAAUAAGUCGGUGUCGCGUUUAUCACCCCUCUUAAAAUCAGCUGUGACGAAGCAAGGGCCUCUAGUAUUGAGUCGCAAUGCAGGUGGAUGUGGUGUUCCUGAGGAUACCUACACUCAUACAGGCCAGAAAUGGGAUACGGAGGACUACAGACUAGCUAGAUUUAUGAACAGCCCCAAGCAAGUAAACCCGAACUGGGCUGUGAACUUGAUAGCUGCAGUGCCGCCUCAGGCAGUUGAUCAAAGUGUGGUAUGGUGUGAUGGAGGCAGUGGACCUGAGGGACAUCCUAGAGUUUACAUCAAUUUGGAUAAGCCAGGAGAGCAUGCUUGUGGAUAUUGCGGUCUACGCUUUGUUCAGACAUCUUCUCACUAAAGUAUAAUAUUAGAAUGAUUUUAAAUUUAACUAUAACAUAGUGAAUGAU
Molecule: messenger RNA, 425 nt
Organism: Hyposmocoma kahamanoa
Lineage: Eukaryota; Metazoa; Arthropoda; Insecta; Lepidoptera; Cosmopterigidae
Gene: ND-13A
Product: probable NADH dehydrogenase [ubiquinone] iron-sulfur protein 6, mitochondrial
Exons: 3
Coding region: 5-376 (123 amino acids)
Biological process (GO): mitochondrial electron transport, NADH to ubiquinone
Source: RefSeq, a predicted model, not a curated record